Molecule: messenger RNA, 439 nt
Organism: Sinocyclocheilus grahami
Lineage: Eukaryota; Metazoa; Chordata; Actinopteri; Cypriniformes; Cyprinidae
Product: potassium voltage-gated channel subfamily H member 8-like
Exons: 2
Source: RefSeq, a predicted model, not a curated record
GACCGAUUUGAUGACUCCAAGCUGCCGUUUAUUGUGGAGGCAGAGCAAGAGGAGGAUGCUGGACAGGACCUGGGCAGGAUGCCCUUGCUCUCUGACUUGGGCGGUCCUUCAUCUCAGCCUAAUCUGAGUGUCAUGUUAGGGGAGGAGUUUCGGCACCUUAGCAUGCUACGUCUGUGCAAAUCUCCCAUUCAAAGCUCCCGGGUACAAAGCCCCUCUCCUCAGAUGCCACCCCAUGAGGAUCUGUCUCCAGCUGCAGUUCCCGCCCCAAGAAUAGACAAGAGCUUCUGCCACAGACCAGCCAAACUGCUCAUUCCCACCCUGAAUUGUGUCAGCCCACUGGACCUGAGCCCCCGUGUUGUCGAUGGCAUUGAGGAUAACGAACAUGCUUUUCACUUCAAUGUUGAGCACAGUGAGCCAUCUCCUAACACAGAGGUCAAAG